Molecule: messenger RNA, 654 nt
Organism: Medicago truncatula (barrel medic)
Lineage: Eukaryota; Viridiplantae; Streptophyta; Magnoliopsida; Fabales; Fabaceae
Product: heavy metal-associated isoprenylated plant protein 46
Exons: 3
Coding region: 124-477 (117 amino acids)
Source: RefSeq, a predicted model, not a curated record
UUUCUCACUAUAAUCUCAAGAGAAACCAUUAUCGCACCAUCUUUAUCAAAACAAAGCCUCUUCUAAUCCUUUUCUUUUGACAGUAGUCCAUUUAUUUAUACAUUGAUCUUUCUCAUAGCCAUCAUGACUAAGCAAAAGAUAGUGAUCAGGGUGCCUAUGAACAACCAAAAAUUAAGGAACAAAGCCAUGGCAAUUGCAGUUGGAGUCUCAGGAGUGGAAGGUACAACUAUAAAAGGAGAUAACAAGGAUCAAAUAGAAGUAACUGGAGAAGAGAUUGACUCAGUUAAACUGGCAUCUCUACUAAGAAAGAAAUUCGGUUAUGCAGAUUUGGUGAGUAUUGAAGCAGUAGGAAAGACAGAGGAAAAGAAAGAUAAAGAGAAAGCAGAGGCAAUUGUGGCAUGGCCUUAUGUAUAUUCUAGUGUUCCUCAUUACCCUGUGUAUGAGAUAAAGAACGAACCUUCUUGUUCCAUCAUGUGAAUGUCAUCUAGAAUAUGCAUGGUAAAUAAUGAAAACAGAGGAAUACAUAUAUAGGAAAAUAAGCAUAUAUACUAAAGGGUACAUUUUGUAGUGACAAAGAUUUAUUUGGAAGUUAUUGAUUUUGUAAGAUUGGUUUUGAUUAAAAAUAAAUAAAAUAUCAAGUGAUUAAUAUUUUUA